GGUACGGAAUGCCGGCGAGCGGCGCAUGCGCGGGAUAGCGGGAGCCGGAGGAUUUGCAUCACACAAGCGAAAUACCGUAUAGCAUCGCUUGUACUGUAUUUCGGGCGUCUCCAGCACGUAGCGCUACACCAGCGGCAUAUUACCUCAGUAUCGGACAAAUGUCAACAGCUGGAGCAGCGAGUGUCUUGCAGAACUGAAGCUGCUACAUCUGGAAGACAUGGGCUCCUGAUUUCCUCCUGGCAGGGAUACUGCUUUACGCUGACAUUUCUGUUGCCCCUUGGCUUCAGUCCCUGAGCAUCUAGUUUCACAGUUCCCGUACAGGACAUUAUGACUGUGUCCAACCUGGCUGAAUUCCCACAGCAGGGUACAGGCAUGGCCACUGGAGCACCUGCGGCUACCAUUCCCGGGACUGCAAUCUCCGCCAGCCCUAAUUAUUCCAGGACUCCAGAAGAGCAGCCCUUUGCCAUGGAGCAGCCCAUGUUUCUUAUGACGACCACUGCUCAGGCUAUAUCGGGAUUCUUUGUCUGGACCGCUCUGCUCAUCACUGGCCACCAGAUAUAUAUGCAUCUACGAUCCUACAGUUGCCCUAAUGAGCAGAGACACAUUGUACGGAUCCUCUUCAUUGUCCCGAUAUACGCCUUCGACUCCUGGCUCAGUCUCUUGUUCUUUACUAAUGACCAGUACUAUGUAUACUUUGACACAGUCAGGGAUUGCUAUGAAGCUUUUGUCAUCUACAACUUCUUAAGCCUUUGUUAUGAAUACCUUGGUGGUGAGAGCAACAUAAUGACUGAAAUCAGAGGAAAGACUAUCGAGUCCAGCUGUAUGUAUGGAACAUGCUGUCUGUGGGGAAAGACCUAUUCCAUCGGCUUCUUACGCUUCUGUAAACAGGCUACACUGCAGUUCUGCGUGGUGAAACCCCUAAUGGCAGCUAUAACAGUGAUACUCCAAGCUUUCGGGAAGUACAAGGAUGGUGACUUUAACGUUGCGAGUGGGUACCUGUACGUGACCAUUAUUUACAACAUCUCUGUCAGCCUUGCAUUAUAUGCACUCUUCUUGUUCUAUUUUGCCACAAGAGAACUACUCAGUCCUUACAGCCCCGUGCUCAAGUUCUUCAUGGUGAAGUCUGUCAUUUUCCUGUCUUUCUGGCAAGGGAUGUUAUUGGCUAUACUAGAAAAGUGUGGUGCUAUCCCCAAAAUUAACUCUGCCGAAGUGACGGUCGGAGAGGGGACCGUGGCUGCAGGGUAUCAGAAUUUCAUUAUCUGCGUGGAGAUGUUCUUUGCAGCCAUUGCCCUCCGUUAUGCAUUUACAUACAAGGUUUACUUAGACAAGCGAUUAGAUGCCCAUGCUGCUCCAACUUAUGGACCCUAUGGCCGCUGUGCACCCAUGAAGAGCAUUUCAAGCAGCCUGAAGGAGACCAUGAACCCUCAUGACAUCGUACAAGAUGCUAUCCACAACUUCUCUCCGGCUUACCAGCAGUACACUCAGCAGUCUACCUUGGAGCAGGGCACCACUUGGCGCAACGGGCAAAUUAUUUCCCGCUCACAGAGUCUCUCAGGAGCCCGGGACACAGAGAAAACCCUGCUCCUGAGCUCUGAUGAUGAGUUCUGAUUGAUAAUAGGAGAAACGGCCUGAAGGCCCUGUCGGAGGAGGGACAAGCAAUCUAUCGCUUGUAGCUUGGCUAAAUGUUUUCUUUUUCUCCUUCAGAAGGCUUUUUCCUAAUCUAUGUAUGUGCUUACAAGACCCGUAUGCACAUA
Spea bombifrons (plains spadefoot toad) is the source of this 1754-nucleotide messenger RNA. It is a transcript of the gene TMEM184B, whose product is annotated as transmembrane protein 184B. The record is from RefSeq and is a predicted model, not a curated record. Bases 328 to 1608 code for a protein of 426 amino acids. Gene Ontology annotation, molecular function: transporter activity. Lineage: Eukaryota; Metazoa; Chordata; Amphibia; Anura; Pelobatidae. The transcript has 11 exons. Gene Ontology annotation, biological process: transport.